Rotaria socialis is the source of this 567-nucleotide messenger RNA. The record is from the annotation of a GenBank genome assembly. Lineage: Eukaryota; Metazoa; Rotifera; Eurotatoria; Philodinida; Philodinidae.
AUGCAACAGAAUCAAGAAACUAAAUAUAUGAUUACGAAGGAUGAUGAUCCUAUGCCUGUUGUUUCACAAUUACCGCAAAUCGAUGAAUCUCCAUUAAAACGAACUCGAAGCCGCCUCUUGGUCGUGAUCAUGAUUAAUCUUGGACUUGCAAUGAUUAUUUUAUUUGCCGGUAGACAACUGUCAAAUGAAAACAAUGCGAAGCGGUCACUUCAACAGGCAACAGUUAUUGAGGCUAUGACAGUGUUUCUUUGGAAUGUUUAUGGACUUGUUGUUACGUACAAUUGCAAACCAAAUGGAUUAUUAUUAUUUGCAUAUUUCAUCGUCACCAAUUUAGUGUUCACUGGUAUUUUAACAAUAGUUCGUUUGGUUUCUUUUGGUGUUUUUAUAUUUUAUGCAAGACAAGUCGACCAAAAGAAGAGUGAUGUUGUUGACUUAAUCAUAUGUAGUAUAUUUUGUACUAUUGAACUUAUCAUUCUUUUUGCAGUAAAAGUAAUUAUGGCUUCGCAUGCUUUUAAACUUACAAAACUCUUAAAUACUAACAAGCAGCCGAUCAUUCACACAGUUUAA